AUGACUCUGCCCCAUACCCCCGGAAGUGGGGGGGACCCUCAGCCCCGCCAGGCCAUGGAGGUCCACAGGCUGGAACACCGGCAGGAGGAGGAGCAGAAGGAGCAGCGGCAGCACAGCCUGCACAUGGGCUCCUUGGUGCGCAAGCGGACCUUCCGCAGCAGUGAGGAAGAGUACCAAUUCACGGCCGUGGACUACGCCCUCGCUGCAGCCCUGGCUCUGACAGCUUCCUCCGAGUUGUCUUGGGAAGCCCAGCUGAGACGCCAGACUUCCAAGGUGGAGCUGGAGGAGCGCGGGCAGAAGCGGGUGGGCUUCGGCAAUGACUGGGAAAAGACUGAGAUUGCUUUCCUGCGGACACACCGGAUGCUGCGCCAGAGGCGUGACCGGAAGGCGCUGAGACGGCGGAUGGAGGAGAAGGUCCAGGAGGCCAAGGAGCUAAAGGAGCUGUGCUCAGGCCGGGGGCCAUGGUUCUGGAUACCUCUGCGCUCCCACGCUGUCUGGGAGAACGCCAAUGUCCUGCUGACCUGCACCAUCUAUGCCUCGCCACCACCCCAGGUCACCUGGUACAAAAAUGACAUGCGAAUUGAUCCUCGCCUCUUUCCAGCUGGGAAGUACCGGAUCACCAACAACUACGGGCUGUUGACCCUGGAGAUUAGGAGAUGUACCCUUGAGGACUCAGCCACCUACACUGUGAAGGUGAAGAAUGCCUUUGGCCAGGCCUCCUCCUUCGCCAAAGUCCUUGUCCGCACUUACCUGGGGAAGGAUGCUGGCUUCGAUUCAGAGAUCUUUAAACGAUCGAUGUUUGGACCCAAAGUGGAAUUCACAUCAAUGCUGAAGCCAAUCUUUGCCCGUGAGAAGGAGCCCUUCUCUCUGUCCUGCUUAUUUUCGGACGAUGUAUUAGACGCUGAGCAGAACAUCCAGUGGUUCCGAGAUGGGAAGCUGCUGAGGUCCUCAGGUCGACGACAGGUUCUCUAUGAAGACCGCCAGGCAUCCCUGAAGGUGUUCUGCGCCUACAAGGAGGAUGAGGGGCUCUACACGAUCCGGGUGUCCUCACCCCGCGGGUCCCAGGAGCAGAGCACCUAUGUGCUUGUGAGAGAUGCUGCACCUGAAAAUCCAGGGGCCCCAGGGGCCCCACUGAAUGUUCAGUGCCUGGAUGUGGACAAGGACUGCCUCAUUCUGACCUGGGCCCCACCCAGUGACACCCGGGGCAGCCCCAUCACUGCCUACUCCAUCGAGAGGUGCCAGGGUGACUCCAAGGAAUGGGUGCCCUGCCAUGAGGCCCCCGGAGGGACCUGUCGGUGCCCAAUCCAAGGCCUUGUCGAAGGCCAGAGCUAUCGGUUUCGGGUGAGAGCCAUCAACAGGGCAGGCAGCAGCCUCCCCUCCAAGGCCUCAGAAGCUGUUGUCAUGGGUGACCGUGAUGCAGCCCAGAGAAAGACAGAGAUCCCCUUUGAUCUGGGAAACAAGAUCACGGUCAGCAUGGAUGACUUUGAAGAUGCUGUGAUCAUCCCCUCACCCCCAACCAAUGUCCACGCCAGUGAGAUUCGAGAGGCCUACGCGGUUCUGGCCUGGGAGGAACCGAAACCCCGGGGCAAAGCCCCACUGACCUAUUCCCUGGAGAAGUCAGUCAUAGGCAGUGGCACCUGGGAGGCCAUCCACUCAGAAAGCCCUGUGAAAUCUCCGAGAUUCGCCCUUCUGGAUCUGGAGAAAGGAAAGUCAUAUGUCUUCAGAGUGCGGGCAAUGAACCAGUAUGGCCUAAGUGAUCCCUCGGAGCCCAGCGAGCCCAUCGCCCUGAAGGGCAAGCCAGCUACCCUCCCUCCUCCAGCUCAAGUUCAAGCUCUCCGAGACACACAGACCUCUGUCUCCCUGACCUGGGAUCCUGUGAAAGGCGGCCCAGAGCUCCUGGGUUAUUACAUCUACUCCCGGGAGGCAGGGUCAUCUGAGUGGCAAACAGUUAACAACAAACCCAUCUUGGACAACAAGUUCACAGUUCCUGGGCUGAGGACAGGGAAAGAGUACGAGUUUUGUGUCAGGUCAGUCAGCGAGGCUGGUGUAGGCGAGAGCUCAGCCGCCACCGAACCCAUCAGGGUGAAACAGGCCCUGGCUACCCCAUCUGCCCCAUAUGACUUUGCCCUCCUGAACUGCGGGAAGAAUGAAAUGGUCAUUGGCUGGAAACCCCCCAGGCGUCGUGGAGGUGGCAAGAUCCUGGGCUACUUCCUGGACCAGCAUGACUCUGAGGAGCUGGACUGGCACGCAGUCAACCAGCAGCCUGUCCCCACCCGGGUCUGCAAGGUCAGUGAUCUUCGAGAAGGCCACUUCUAUGAGUUCCGUGCCAAGGCUGUAAACUGGGCGGGUGUUGGCGAGCUGUCAGCACCCAGCAGUCUGUUUGAGUGCAAGGAGUGGACAAUGCCCCAGCCAGGUCCCCCAUAUGAUGUGCAGGCAACCGAGGUGCGGGCCACCUCCCUGAUGCUACAGUGGGAGCCCCCACUCUACACGGGGGCUGGGCCAGUCACAGGUUACCACAUCAGCUUCCAAGAGGAAGGCUCUGAGCAGUGGAAGCCAGUCACUUCAGACCCCGUCUCUGGCACCCACCUACGGGUUUCUGACUUGCAGCCAGGAAAGAGUUAUGUGUUCCAGGUGCAGGCCAUGAACUCAGCAGGUCUGGGGCAGCCGUCUCUGCCCACGGAUCCUGUGCUUCUGCAGGACAAGCCAGAAGCCCGGGAGAUCGAGGUCGGUGUGGAUGAAGAGGGCUUUAUCUACUUAGCUUUCGAAGCCCCGGAAGCUCCUGACUCCUCAGAAUUUCAGUGGUCCAAAGACUACAAGGGUCCACCAGACCCCCAGAGGGUCAAGAUUGAGGAUAAAGAUAACAAGUCCAAGGUUAUCCUGAAGGAACCUGGCCUUGAGGACUUGGGCACCUACUCAGUGGUGGUCACCGAUGCGGAUGAAGACAUCUCAGCAAGCCACACGCUGACUGAGGAAGAGCUAGAGAAACUGAAGAAGUUGAGUCACCAGAUCAGAAACCCAGUGAUCAAACUCAUCUCCGGCUGGAACGUUGACAUCCUCGAGCGAGGAGAGGUGCGGCUUUGGCUGGAAGUAGAAAAGUUAUCUCCAGCAGCUGAGCUGCAUCUAAUCUUCAACCAGAAGGAGAUCUUCAGCUCCCCGCUCCUGCCAGUUUCUCCCUCUGUGUUCACAGAUUUUGACCAACUUCUGAGGAAGGCAGAUGCUAAGAGAAGAGACUGGAAGAGAAAACAGGGUCCCUAUUUCCAGGAGCCUUUGCAAUGGAAGAUCACGGAAGACUGCCAAGUGCAGCUGACCUGCAAGGUGACCAACACCAAGAAGGAAACUCGCUUUCAGUGGUUCUUCCAGAGGAUGGAGGUGCCAGAUGGUCAGUAUGACCCAGAGACUGGAGAAGGACUUCUCUGCUUCGAAGAGUUUUCCAAAGAGGAUAAAGGAAUUUACAGAGCGGUGGUUUCUGACGAGCGAGGGUUAGAUGACACCAUACUGGACCUCACAGGGGAAGCUCUGGAUGCUGUCUUCACUGAGCUGGGCAGGAUUGGGGCCCUCUCUGCCACCCCGCUGAAAAUCCAGGGUACUGAGGAAGGGAUCCGGAUCUUCAGCAAGGUCAAGUACUACAACGUGGAGUACAUGAAAAGCACCUGGUUCCACAAAGAGAAACGCCUCGAGAGUGGUGAUCGAGUGAGGGCAGGCACCACCCUGGAUGACAUCUGGCUCCACAUCCUGGACCCCAAAGACUCAGACAAGGGCAAAUACACUUUGGAAAUAGCUGCCGGGAAGGACGUCCGGCAGCUCUCAACGGAUCUCUCGGGGCAGGCUUUUGAUGACGCCCUAGCUGAACAUCAAAGACUGAAAGCCUUGGCGAUCAUUGAGAAGAAUCGUGCCAAAGUGGUGAGGGGUCUGCCAGACGUGGCCACAAUCAUGGAGGAUAAGACCCUGUGCCUGACCUGUGUCAUCUCUGGAGACCCUACCCCUGAAAUCUCUUGGCUGAAGAAUGACCAGCCUGUCACCUUCCAUGACCGCUACAAAAUGGAGGUGAGGGGAACAGAGGUCACCAUCACCAUUCAGAGAGUCAACAGUGAGGACAGCGGGCGCUAUGGUGUCUUCGUCAAGAACAAGUAUGGUUCUGAGACGGGCCAGGUCACCAUCAGUGUAUUCAAGCAUGGGGAAGAGCCCAAGGAGCUGGCGAAGAUGUGA
Messenger RNA from Otolemur garnettii (small-eared galago), 4206 nucleotides. It is a transcript of the gene MYOM3, whose product is annotated as myomesin 3. The coding region runs from base 1 to 4206 and encodes 1401 amino acids. Lineage: Eukaryota; Metazoa; Chordata; Mammalia; Primates; Galagidae. The transcript is spliced from 35 exons. The record is from RefSeq and is a predicted model, not a curated record. Gene Ontology annotation, molecular function: protein binding.